Ochlerotatus camptorhynchus is the source of this 3397-nucleotide messenger RNA. RefSeq lists its product as uncharacterized. The transcript is spliced from 4 exons. The coding region runs from base 13 to 3291 and encodes 1092 amino acids. NCBI's taxonomy places the organism in Eukaryota, Metazoa, Arthropoda, Insecta, Diptera, Culicidae. The record is from RefSeq and is a predicted model, not a curated record. Gene Ontology annotation, molecular function: oxidoreductase activity, acting on paired donors, with incorporation or reduction of molecular oxygen; heme binding; monooxygenase activity.
ACGCGACGAUCGAUGAUGGAAGUGAACCUGCUCUACUGGCUACCGUUGGUUGCGUUGGCCAUCCUGGCCCUGAUCUACCGACGGGUAUCGAAGCACUACAGCUACUUUCACAGCAAACCGAUCCCGUCGCUAGCUCCCGUGUUUCCGUUUGGCAGCGCGGCUCCAUUGUUUCUGAAGAAGUACUCCUUCCCCGAGUACGUCCAAAUGACGUACAACAAGUUCCCGGACGCAAAAGUGUUCGGCAUGUUUGACAUGUUCACGCCGUUAUUCACGAUUCGCGAUCCGGAGCUGAUCAAGAAGGUUUUGGUGAAGGACUUUGAGUACUUCAUCGAUCGGCGAUCGCUGUUUGGCGAUGAUGCGAUAAAUUCGGAAAGUAUUCUAAUCACCAAAACGUUGCUGCUGUUGACCGGGCAGAAGUGGAGGGAUAUGAGGGCUACCCUAAGUCCGGCAUUCACCGGAAGCAAGAUGCGGGCGAUGUUCGAACUGAUCGUGACGUACAGCGAUGGUAUGGUUCGGAUAUUGAAGGAUCAGGCCGGCGGGGAGGGUUCUGUGGACUACGAAAUGAAGGAGUGUUGCUCGAGGAUAGCGUCGGAUAUUAUAGCGACGUGUGCCUAUGGGCUGGAGGUGGAAUCGUUGGCGAACCGUGAGAACGACUUCUACAUGACGGGAAAGAAGAUGAUGAACUUUGGUAGCGUGAAGAUUGUGCUGCGGGUGUUGGCGUACAGUUUCUUCCCGGGAUUGAUGAGCAAGUUGGGAGUGGAUUUGUUCGACGGAGAACAGAUUAAAUAUUUUACGGAGAUAAUCAAGCAAACGGUGAAGACAAGGGACAGUCGUGGGAUUGUUCGACCGGACAUGAUCCAUCUGUUGAUGCAGGCAAAGAAGGGUACUCUGAAGCAUCAACAGGAAACUGCGGAGGUGAGUGCGGGAUUCGCUACGGUUGAGGAAUCGGAGGUUGGCAAGUCGACAACCGGCAUGACGAUGUCGGAUCCAGAGUUCAUAGCGCAGUGUUUAAUAUUCUUCGUAGCAGGAUUCGAGAGCAUUUCUACUGAAAUGUCCUUCAUGUGCUAUGAGCUCGCCGUAAACCCCGAAGCUCAACAAAAGCUGUACGAAGAAAUUGUCGAAACGAACACAGAGCUCGCUGGAAAACCACUGACCUACGACACAUUGCAGAAGAUGAAGUACAUGGACAUGGUGACUGCGGAAACCCUGCGAAUGUGGUCCGGUCCGGCUACCGAUCGAAAGUGCGUUCGAGACUACGUGCUAGACGAUGGCUGCGGACUGAAGUUCACCAUCGAUAAGGGAACGUGCUUGUCGAUUCCAACCUACGCGAUCCAUCGGGAUCCGAAGUACUACCCGGAUCCGGACAAGUUCGACCCGGAGCGAUUCAGCGAAGAGAACCGGGGCAACGUCAAUAUGACGAUGUACUUGCCGUUUGGUGCCGGACCGCGGAACUGUAUCGGAUCGCGGUUCGCACUGAUGGAGAUGAAGGCCGUUGUCUAUGCGCUGUUGCUGAACUUUUGCCUCGAGCGGACCGAGAAAACGCCCGUGCCACUGAAACUGGCCAAAGGAUUUACCGCACUGGGUGCGGCGAAGGGACUGCAUUUGCGGUUAAGGCUAAGAUUGAACAUUCACUCGAGCGCAUUCAAUUCAGUGUCCGUCGUCACUGGAAUCGCAGCAACCAUGGAUGUGAAUCUACUCUUUCUGCUCAUCGUAGUAGCCAGCCUGGUGGUAAUUUACCGCCGGGUGACGAAACACUUCCACUACUUUCACGACAAACCGAUCCCCUCGAUGGCCAGCAAUCCGCUGUUCGGCAGCACUGGCCCACUGAUGCGGAAGAAGCUUUCCUUCAACGAUUUCAUCGAAAAGGUCUACAACAAGUACCCGAAUGCGAAAGUUUUUGGAAUGUUCGACAUGUCGUCGAAGAUGUUCGUCCUUCGGGAUCCGGAGCUGAUCAAGAAGAUUACGGUGAAAGAUUUCGAUCAUUUUAUCAACCGACGGUCACUGUUUGGAGACAGCGAUAAGGACGACGGCAACGAGAAUAUCCUGUUUAAUAAAGCGUUGGUUUCCUUGAAUGAUGAGCGGUGGCGUGAUAUGCGAGCGAUCCUCAGUCCGGCGUUUACCGGAAGCAAGAUGCGAGCGAUGUUCGAGCUUAUCGAGGAGUACAGUGUCCAAAUGGUGGAUAUUUUGAAGGAACAAUCCCGGGACACUGGGUACGUGGAUUACGAAAUGAAGGAUUGUUUUUCGAGGAUGGCCAAUGACAUCAUUGCAACGUGCGCCUUUGGACUGCAAGUCGAGUCGCUGAAGAGUCGUGAGAACGAGUUCUUCGUGGCUGGAAAGACGAUGAUGAACUUCAGCAGGUUGACCAUGUUGCCGCGGAUUCUUGGGAUAAGAUUCUUCCCAAAAUUGAUGGUGAAGAUGGGUGUGGAUAUUGUAGAAAGGCAGCACGCUCAGUACUUCUCGAAGAUCAUCAAGGAAGCUGUGCGAAAUAGGGACAGCCACGGGAUCGUUCGGCCGGACAUGAUUCAUCUGUUGAUGCAGGCGCGGAAGGGUGUUCUGAAGCAUCAACAGGAGACAGCCGAAGCCAGUGCCGGGUUUGCAACGGUUGAGGAAUCGGAUGUUGGCAAGACCGUUAUAAGUAGGGCGAUGACCGAACCGGAGUUCAUCGCUCAGUGCUUGAUUUUCUUCCUAGCAGGACUGGACACCGUAUCCACUGCGAUGGUAUUCAUGGCGUACGAGCUCGCCAUGAACCCCGAUGUACAACAGAAGCUGUCUGAAGAAAUUGCGGAAGCGAACAAGCAACUUGCGCGGAAGCCGCUAACCUAUGAUACGCUGCAGAAGAUGAAAUACAUGGACAUGGUGGUUUCGGAGUCGCUCCGAAAGUGGCCAGUUCCGGUUUUUGAUAGAAAAUGCGUCCGAGACUAUGUGGUGGAUGAUGAUGCCGGGCUGAAGUUCACCAUCGAUGCAGGAGCUUGCAUCUGGGUUCCGGUUCAUGGCAUCCAUCGGGACCCGAAGUACUACCCCAAUCCGGAGAAGUUCGACCCGGAGCGCUUCAGCGAGGAAAACCGAGCAAACAUUGACAUGACGAUGUACAUGCCGUUUGGAAGUGGACCGAGAAACUGUAUCGGAUCGAGGUUUGCCCUGAUGGAGAUUAAAGCAAUCAUGUAUGCGUUGUUGCUGAAUUUCAGCAUCGAGAGGAACGAGAAAACUGAGGUGCCAUUGAAACUUGUCAAGGGAUUUAUGGCGUUGGGUGUGGAAAAUGGGCUGCAUUUGAGGCUGAAGCUAAGGAAGUAGACUUUGGGUGGAUAAAGGAAACUUGUUUGCUGUUAUACUUGUUAGAGUUUGAGCUCGACGAACCAAUCGAUUGUACAAUAUGAACUAAGGGGUUUCAUUGAAUAAA